AAAACACUUAUAAAAGACAUAAGAGAUCAUUCUGAAAUCUUACAAAUUACAAUAUUCGCUAUAUUUUAAAAAUUAUACAUAAAGAAUCGAAGAUGGCUUCAAGUUGCUGUGGGGAUUACGUUGCUGCUUCGCCGGAGAUGGCGGCGGUGACGGGAACCGAAUCGAUCUUGUUGAGGAUUCUAUGCGUCGUCUUCAUCGUUCUUUUCUACGGUUCGAUAUUUCUUCUAUGCUUCGUUAUGUACCCCAAGGAUCAAAAAUCAGAAAUCGGCGAUGAGGAAGCCGGCGAACCGUUGCCGGCGGCGGUGAGACUAACGAAGAAAGGAGAGAAAUGCGGCGGCGGUGACGGCGGCGAUGGGAUCAGAGCGGAUGUAUGCGUGAUCUGUCUGGAGGAGUUCGAGGUGAACGAUGUCGUUAGGAUCCUGGUGGGAUGCAAGCACGUGUUUCACGUGGAGUGUAUAGACUCGUGGUGUUUUUACAAGUUGACGUGUCCGGUUUGCAGAAAACCGUUCCAGUGGUUUGGUGAUUGGUAAAGGAGCAAGGAGAGGAGAGAAGUUUAGGGUUUAAAUCUUCGGUACGAUCCGGUUUAGUCCCAAGUUAGAAACUUGUACGUCUUUGGGAUUUAAUUAUAAGAAAUCCAAGGGGGUCGGUCUUUUUUUAUCUGAACCUUGCUUGCGAUGUAUGUGUACACAUAUUUGGAAAAGUUAAUUAUAUUAGUGAAU
This is a messenger RNA of Raphanus sativus (radish), 719 nucleotides long. Its product is annotated as RING-H2 finger protein ATL72. The record is from RefSeq and is a predicted model, not a curated record. NCBI's taxonomy places the organism in Eukaryota, Viridiplantae, Streptophyta, Magnoliopsida, Brassicales, Brassicaceae. The coding region runs from base 93 to 530 and encodes 145 amino acids. The transcript has a single exon.